GGUCCCGCCCGCGGCUGCGGAGUCUGGGCGGCUGCAGCGGGCUGAUGGCGGGGGCCGGGGGCGCCAGGGCCGCGCUCUCCUCCCCGGGCGGCGGCGGGGGGCCGCUGGAGCUGGGGCGGAUCCAGGAGCCCGCGGGCGGGCCCUACUCGCCGCCGCCUUCCUCCUGCUCGCGGCAGGCCUGGAGCCGGGACAACCCGGGCUUCGAGCCGGAGGAGGCGGCGGCGGGGCCGGUGCUGCAGAUGGAGAUGGACGUGGAGUGGGGCAGCCGCGGGGCCGGCUCCUCCCCCGGUGCCAGCAGUGCCCGGGGCCCGGCCGGGGAGCCUGACAGCGGCCGGCGGCGGCGCCGGCGGGGGGAACGCGGCGUGGGGGCGGCUCCGUGUCCCAGCCCCGCCGGGGGGGACCCGCUGACCCCACACCUGCCCCCGGACGGGGCCCCUCCGUCCUAUCGCACCGCCUGGGCCAAGAGGCUGGCGCGCCGCUUGCGAGGUCUGUGGGGUACAAGAUUGAUGGAAGAAAACACUAGCAGAGAGAGAUACCUGAAAAGUGUUUUACGAGAACUGAUCACAUAUGUGAUUUUCCUUGUGGUCUUGUGUGUCUUGACUUAUGGGAUGGUGAGUUCCAGUAUGUACUAUUACACUAGGGUAAUGUCACAGCUCUUCCUGGAAACGCCUUUAUCGAAAAUGGAGAAAACCAAUUUCAAAACCUUAUCCACCAUGGAGGACUUCUGGAAGUUCACAGAAGGCCCUUUGCUGGAUGGUCUGUACUGGGAGAUGUGGUACAACAAUAAAACCAUGGCAGAAAACAAAAGUUUCAUUUAUUACGAGAAUCUGCUUUUGGGGGUGCCUCGUGUUCGGCAGGUGAAAGUGAGAAAUGGGUCAUGCUCAAUACCUGAGGAUUUAAAAGAUGAAAUUAAAGAAUGCUAUGACGUUUAUUCUGUUGCUAAUGAAGAUACUGCUCCUUUUGGGCUCCGGAAUGGAACAGCUUGGACUUACACCAAUGAACAAGAUUUGAAUGGGAGCAGCCACUGGGGGUUGAUUGCCUCAUACAGUGGGGCUGGUUAUUAUCAGGAUCUGUCACGAAGCAGAGAGGAGACAGCCGCACAGAUUGCUAACCUUAAGAAACACUUGUGGCUGGAUAGAGGGACCAGAGCAGCCUUUAUUGAUUUCUCUGUGUACAAUGCGAACAUCAAUCUAUUCUGUAUUGUCAGGUUAUUAGUGGAGUUUCCAGCAACUGGAGGCCUCAUUACAUCUUGGCAGUUUCAGCCAGUGAAGCUUAUCCACUACAUUUCUACUUUUGAUUUCUUCCUGGCAGCCUGCGAAAUAGCCUUUUGUCUAUUCACCCUUUAUUAUAUUGUAGAAGAGAUCUUGGAAAUUCGCAUCCAUAAACUGCAUUACUUCAGGAGUCUCUGGAAUUGUCUCGAUAUCCUCAUCAUUGUGCUAUCAGUAGCAGCUAUAGGAAUUAACAUGUAUAGAAGGUCAACAGUGGACAUGUUACUGAAGAAGCAGCUGGAAGAUCAAAACGCUUUCCCCAAUUUUGAACCUUUGGCAUACUGGCAAAUACAAUUCAACAACGUUGCUGCUGUCACUGUGUUUUUUGUCUGGAUUAAGCUCUUCAAAUUUGUCAGCUUCAACAGAACAAUGAACCAGUUAUCCACCACCAUGUCUCGCUGUGCCAAAGAUGUCAUUGGCUUUGCUAUUAUGUUUUUCAUUAUUUUCUUAGCAUAUGCUCAGCUGGCUUACCUUGUGUUUGGCACUCAAGUUGAUGACUUCAGCACUUUCCAAGAGUGUGUCUUUACUCAAUUCCGCAUCAUUUUGGGAGACUUUAACUUUACAGAGAUUGAAGAAGCUAACAGAAUUUUGGGACCAAUUUAUUUCACUACUUUUGUGUUCUUUAUGUUCUUCAUUCUUUUGAACAUGUUUUUGGCCAUUAUCAAUGAUACUUAUUCAGAGGUCAAAUCAGAUAUGGCCCAGCAGAAAGUGGAAAUGGAACUGUCCGAUCUUAUCAAAAAGGGAUACAAUAAAGCCAUGAUUAAACUUAAAUUGAAAAAAACUACUGUUGAUGACAUUUCAGAGAACUUGCGACAAGGUGGGGGAAAGUUAAACUUUGAUGAACUACGACAGGAUCUCAAGGGGAAGGGUCACACGGAUGCAGAGAUUGAAGCAAUAUUUACUAAGUAUGACCAGGAUGGGGAUCAGGAAUUGACAGAACACGAACAUCAGCAAAUGAGAGAUGAUCUAGAGAAAGAAAGAGAGGAUCUGGAUCUGGACAGGAGCUCUCUACCCCGUCCAAUGAGUGGUCGAAGCUUUCCUCGCAGUCUGGAUGACUCUGAAGAGGACGAUGAUGAGGACAGUGGACACAGCUCUAGAAGAAGAGGUAGCAGCUCUAGUGGGGUUUCAUAUGAAGAGUUCCAAGUGUUGGUGAGACGAGUAGAUCGCAUGGAACAUUCCAUAGGCAGUAUUGUUUCCAAAAUUGAUGCUGUCAUUGUAAAGCUUGAGGCAAUGGAGCGGGCCAAACUGAAAAGGAGAGAUGUGUUGGGAAGACUGCUAGACGGAGUUACAGAGGAUGAAAGAUUGGGACGUGACAAUGAAAUCCACAGGGAACAAAUGGAGAGGUUAGUGCGGGAGGAACUGGAGCGUUGGGAAUCGGAUGACACAGCUUCCCAAAUGAGCCACCGCUUGGGAACACCACUUGGACUGAAUAGCCAGCCUCGUUCUAGGAAUUCCCGUCCAUCCUCCUCUCAGUCAACAGAAGGCAUUGAUGGAAGUGGAGGAGGGAAUGGCGGGAGCAACAUCCAUGUGUAAUAUUAGUCAAUGGGUUGUUUUAAAAUUUCAAUCCUGUAUUAUAACAGCAAAUACGCUAUUUACUAUUUGUUUUCCAAAAACAGUGAUGAAUGUUAAAGCUCCCAGUGUCCCUCUGGGGAUUGAUCUGUAGGCCAUAGGGACAUCUAAUUUACAACCACUGUGUCAGCAGCUGACAGAUGUAAAGUUGGCAUUACCUACCUACCCCACUAAAUAGGGUGAUAUUCCCGUUGCCACCUACACUGGCUUUAGGACCAUAAUCCAUCAGUAGCAUUGCUUCAAGUGGCUGCACUUAUAGGAUCUGUGCCAGAGGGUUUUACAGUUUCCCUGUCUUCAUUCAGUAAAUGCAGCUGUUGGGAUUUUUUCUAAGUACUCCCAUCUUAAUGCUUGCUAUGCAGCAGGAGCUCAUUUUGGUUAUGUAAAAUAGGACUGUAAGAAUCUACUUUCCCAUUAAAUAAUGCUGGAAACUAGUUUCAAAGUUGUUGUGAAGUAAGUCUCUUCUAAAAGUUUUGAUUAAUAGUUAGUCAAAAAUGCAUUUAACUUCUCAACUCAAAUGCUUAGAUUUCCAGUGCUUUAUAAUGGGAAAUAUUAUUCUUAAAUUCCUAUUCUAAAAUGUAUUAUUAAGGUGACUUCCUAUAUAGUUAUUCCUGUUAAUUAUAUUCAACACAAAUUACAAACAAGUAACAAGGUCGUGUUUAGUUCAUUUUUAUUAUGAAGUAGACGCAUAUGCAAGAAGCAUAUGAAUAGUGCAUAUCAGUGCACUAUUGCCAGAGGAAAAAGGCAAUAGUGCACUGAUACAUAGGGAAUGUUACUUCAUAUAUUUUAGUGUUUUAAAAGUAGUUCUUUGGGAAUUUCUUUACACAUAAGAGAGACAAGGUGGGUACGGUAAUAUCUUCUAUUGGAUCAAUUUCUAUUUACACAUAACUAAUGUGAUCAUUGUUGUAUUUGUGUCUGUCCAUAGCUGGCUUUUAGGGCCAAAUUUUCAAAAAGGAAGACCUCUGAGCUCCGCAUCCAAAACUGCACCUACCCUUUCCACAAUUACAUGCAGAAAUUAGGUAAACAGUAGAUAAGUUGUGAAAAACAUCAAUUAAUCUUGGGGGAUUCAAGGGGAGAGAGAAAUUGACAUUUUGAACAUUUCUGAUUAGCUCUAGCAAGUUUUCAUUCCAAUUCAAAGGCAGGGGCCUAAUUAGUUUCUUAUGUAUGCACUUACCUGACCUGCAUGAGCAAUUGGAGGUAUAUUUCUGCAUGUACACGUUUUUCUGUAGGGAACUAUGCUACAUCCUUUUGAAAUUGUAGUCUUUAGUAUAAUCAGCACUUUUUAGUAGAAGGCUUGCUGGAUUUGAGACUGCAGUAGAGCUUUGAAGCAGCAACUGCACUGACAAUGAUUUGAGUUUGGUGUACAGAAAAUUAGAGGCAAAUAUGUACUAUUUUUGAUAGUAGUAUAUAUUUAGAUAUAGUGAAAUAUGGGAGUCUUCACUUAAGCUGACAGUUGCCUUAAGAUUAACUGUAGGUUUAAAGGGGAAUGGAAAACUUAAUAUUCAGAUGAAGUACACAGUAUUCUAAGUGCGUAGAUUUGUAGGGUGUAAGAAGGAAAAUGUCCAUGCCUUUUUAUUGAUGCUGGUGGCUUUCAUGUUGUGCUGCUUAUAGGAAUUGCUUCCUGUAAUUAACCUUAAGUACCUUAUAUUUUUGUGUUAGUAUUUUUGGUUUGGUACUGAAUCAAAUACACCUCCAAAUAUUGCAGUUUUCCCAUAUCUAUAUAUACCAGCACUUGUUGUCAUGUUACGGUGUCAUCCAAGACACAUUCCAUAUGACCAGAGCACUUGUCCUUGAUAAAAACAAAACUUUUCUUAUGUUAAAUUUACAAGAAAGUGCAUGUUCAGUAACUUACUCAUCUUAGAUGAAGGGACUUCUCCCCUACUGAGAGCUGAAAUUUCCCAACAGACUAUCGGUCAAGCUCCACCACUGCCAAGUGGAUAAGAAAUUAAUCCAAAUAGUUACGGUUAAGAUUUUAUCACAGUUAUUUUUAGUAAAAGUUAGGGAUAGGUCACUGGCAAUAAACAAAAAUUCACUGAAGCCCCUGACUUUUAUUAAAAAUAACUGACAAAAUGGGGCUGACAGGGGGAUAAAAGCCUGAACCCCGCUGCAGGAGGAGAGGAGAGGUCUAGCACCUGCUGCCGCUGUGGUUCACAGCUCUGGGGUCCCCCCCCACUGCCUGUGGAAGCUGGAAGCUGUGUGGUGGGCCCUCCUAAGCCCACAGCGGCUCAGAGCACCAGGGUCCCUGAUAGCUUCAGCCCUGCCUCUAUGGAGCUGAAGCGGAAAGCGUCAUGGAGGUCUCUGAAAGUCAUGGAAUCCUGGUCUUCCGUGACAUAAUCUAAGCCUUAAUAAUAGUAUACAAAACCUUCUGUUACAUUACUGUGUCGGAGGUAUAUUUCAAGGGGUCAGUUGGCUAAUUGAUAAGAUUGUUUUUGUAAGCUCUAAAAAAUUAGUAUUUGGUCUGUUGGGGCAUAGGAAUAUCAAAAUGCCAGAUACAGUAUUAUAUGUCAUGUAGUUAAAGUUUAAAACCAAUCAUCUGACCAAACAAUUUGGCUUCACAGGAAAGAGGUUGCUAGUGCUCAGUUAAAGUGAUCUUUUGUUAUAAAGACAAGACAUGUUGGAUGUUGCUGCAAUAUCAUGCUGCAGAACUAAGGAAAUUUGCAUUUGUGAAGUUAUCUUUUCAAAACACUACAGCUAUCACUGUGGCUUUAAAUGUGUCCUAAAAUUGUACCUUUCUCUAAACUAAUAUCGAACAAAGCUUUUCUUUUAUUAGUAUGUUAACUAUGAAAACCAAAAUGUUUGCAUUCAUAGCUAUAUUUGUUCAUCUGUAUAUCUGUAACGUGUCGUUACUUAAUAACAAACUUCAUUUUGAAGUGCAGUAAGCUUUCAUGGGCUAUCCAUGUGUGUUGACAAUAUGCCAUGCAAGAAGUACAUGGCAACUAGACAAAUGUGUUAUACAUUUUUUAUUAUGGUUUCAUUUUAAGUUUAGAUUCUCUUGUAACUGUUACUUUGUUUCUAGGGUAAAGGGUUUCUUCUAAGUAAGUGUAAAGUUUUGCAUUAGCAUGUGGUCUUAUUAGGAAGCUGUUAAUUAUGCAAGUCUUCCACAGUUAUCAAAGAUUUAUUGGUCUAUAAUACUGAGCACUUUACUUCCUAAUAAAGAUUUUACAUAUGAAAAUCA
Molecule: messenger RNA, 6009 nt
Organism: Malaclemys terrapin pileata
Lineage: Eukaryota; Metazoa; Chordata; Testudines; Emydidae
Gene: PKD2
Product: polycystin 2, transient receptor potential cation channel
Exons: 15
Coding region: 45-2801 (918 amino acids)
Biological process (GO): release of sequestered calcium ion into cytosol; potassium ion transmembrane transport; detection of mechanical stimulus
Cellular component (GO): membrane
Molecular function (GO): voltage-gated sodium channel activity; calcium ion binding; signaling receptor binding
Source: RefSeq, a predicted model, not a curated record